Messenger RNA from Nylanderia fulva, 1125 nucleotides. RefSeq lists its product as uncharacterized. Lineage: Eukaryota; Metazoa; Arthropoda; Insecta; Hymenoptera; Formicidae. The record is from RefSeq and is a predicted model, not a curated record.
GGUGCGAGUAAUUUAAUCAUCUUGAAUCGUGGUUCCAAGAAGCAUAUUUUUCCGAAGAAUUCCUCUUCCUCUACUGUUCCUGUACAUAUAUGUCAUAACGGCUUUCUCGCAAGUUGUAUAUAUACAUACGUAUACAUAUAGAGGCGCAUCGGUAUUAGUGAAGAGGAUUAUCGUUUUAGUCGGUAUACUCUUUUAUUUUCUUUUGUUUAAUACUGGUUGGCCUUCAAACAUCGUAGUCGUGUUCGGCUCACAGUGUAAUUGUACGUACGUUCGAGAGUAUCUCUCCUGUCAGGCGUGAGCAUCUUCUUUUCUUACCGGAAGAUAGGACAGGAAGUAUUGCCAAGAACACAUUUGGGACAGUUUCAUCCAACAACAAAGAUGAAGUUCUUAUAUGUCGGUAUUGUGCUUCUUACGUACAACUGUAUGACGAUACCUGGCCAGGAUCUGGCAUUUCCGACUGAUGAAGAAACGUCUCACGUCAGCGGCGGCAAUUCCACGGCGAUAACGGAACGUAUUCCCGUGUCUGCCCCGGAUAGUUGUCCGAAGAACAUGCUUCUUUAUCCUGGUGACAGUGCGAAGGACGCCUGGGUGUGCGACUGUAGACCACGAUUCCUAUACUUUCCAUUGAAUGAUUCCUGCCACGAGGCCUACAGGCAGGGUCCUUGUCCGCCCUGGAAUUAUGUCGUUCUACCCGAGAACGAGGCGGUGCCACGUUGCGUGCAGAAUCCUUGCUUGGAGGACGGCGUAGUGCCGUUCAACGACACGUGUUAUCCUCUGAAAACGAUAGGAGGUCCUUGCGCGCCCGAUGGAGUAAUAGCCGUAAACGAAACCACCUUCCAGUUGGAGUGCGUGUCAACGGACACCGCGCCCUUUAUGAUAAUCGACGUUCCCAGGAGAACGUGUCCACCGGGUAGUCGUAGAAGCACGCUCGGUAUAUGCAAGAAAAUACAAAGAUUAUAUAAUUUCUGAUCAAGUCACGUCGCCACUUUGAUCGUUUAUUUAGCCAUUUAAUCAUUUUAGUUUGAUUUGUCACAUGUGAGAUACAUAUUUGCAAAUUGUUAUAUGUAUUGAAAUUUCCAGGGUUAAAAAUGUAGCACAUUAUAUUUUAGUUUGGUGGUCAGAUGA